ACAUUCGAACCAUUUUUGCUUGCGAGCUGUACCCUUCUUCAGACGCCCUACCAACAACGUCGUCGUCGUCGUCGCGUGGUUCAUUGUUUGCCCACAGUCAAUCGAGACACCACCGGACAAUCAGUGGUGUGAUUGUCUGAGAACCUAAUCGGGCUGACCUUUCAUCUUGUAGAGACUGCUGCGACGAUCAAUCAGUAUUUCGCCGUAGGGUCCCGGUAAUCAUCCUCAGAGGCUAUACCUGUAUACGAUAGUUUUACAUCGCCGACACGCGUCGCAUUCGCCAAGAUGGGGUGUGGAAUGAGCACGGAAGAGAAGGAGGGCAAGGCCCGUAAUGAGGAGAUUGAGAAUCAGCUCAAGCGCGACAAGAUGAUGCAGCGCAACGAGAUCAAGAUGCUGCUUCUGGGUGCUGGUGAAUCCGGAAAGUCGACCAUCUUGAAGCAAAUGAAGUUGAUCCACGAAGGCGGCUACUCGCGAGACGAGAGGGAAUCUUUCAAAGAAAUUAUCUUCAGCAACACAGUCCAGUCGAUGCGCGUCAUUCUGGAAGCUAUGGAAUCGCUCGAGUUGCCGUUGGAAGACCAGCGCAUGGAGUACCACGUCCAAACCAUCUUCAUGCAGCCCGCCCAGAUCGAGGGAGACGUGUUACCGCCAGAGGUCGGCAAUGCGAUCGAGGCUCUGUGGAAGGACCGUGGCGUCCAGGACUGUUUCAAGCGAUCGCGCGAAUACCAACUGAACGACUCUGCACGAUAUUACUUCGACAACAUCGCUAGAAUCGCUGCCCCUGACUACAUGCCCAAUGACCAAGACGUCCUGCGAUCUCGUGUCAAGACGACCGGUAUCACCGAGACGACCUUCAUCAUUGGCGACUUGACGUACAGAAUGUUUGAUGUCGGUGGCCAACGAUCGGAACGAAAGAAGUGGAUUCACUGCUUUGAAAACGUUACCACCAUCUUGUUCUUGGUAGCCAUAUCCGAGUACGACCAACUUCUUUUUGAGGACGAGACCGUCAACCGUAUGCAAGAGGCUCUCACUCUGUUCGACUCGAUUUGCAACUCGAGAUGGUUCAUUAAGACCUCCAUCAUUCUUUUCCUGAACAAGAUUGAUCGAUUCAAGGAGAAGUUGCCAGUCAGCCCGAUGAAGAAUUACUUCCCCGAUUACGAGGGUGGAGAUGACUAUGCUGCGGCCUGCGACUACAUCCUAAACCGGUUUGUCAGCUUGAACCAGCACGAGACGAAGCAGAUCUACACUCAUUUCACAUGCGCUACUGACACGACACAAAUACGUUUCGUUAUGGCUGCCGUCAAUGACAUCAUCAUCCAGGAAAACCUGCGUCUCUGCGGUCUCAUUUGAUUGUUACGCGAUACUACGAAUACCCCCCCCCCCUUCUCUAUCUUACUACACGGGAUGCCAGCAACGCGAUAACCUGGCUAAUGAAGAAUUCCCGGUUUCCUCGCGGCGACCUUGCCAAAGGAUUUCUUUCCAUGUGUCCUUUCUGUCGCCCAUCCAUCUACCAUACUCCUUCGACAUCAUGUAUUACCAAGAUGACUCUCCAGGCUGCUGUUGUGGCACCUACCGGCAGUCCAUCAGAGACGCGAGAAACACGAGGCAGUGGAUGGACGUUGCACUCCGGUCACCGUCGAUUGCAUAUCUUGUUUAAUUAUGAACUUCCGGAGUCAUCUGUCACUUAUUAUUUUCCUUACUGUAACAUCCGAUAGGCCCACAAGGCUGGGCAAAUC
Messenger RNA from Pseudomassariella vexata, 1733 nucleotides. Its product is annotated as G-protein alpha subunit. NCBI's taxonomy places the organism in Eukaryota, Fungi, Ascomycota, Sordariomycetes, Amphisphaeriales, Pseudomassariaceae. The record is from RefSeq and is a predicted model, not a curated record. Bases 286 to 1347 code for a protein of 353 amino acids. Gene Ontology annotation, biological process: G protein-coupled receptor signaling pathway. The transcript is spliced from 4 exons. Gene Ontology annotation, molecular function: GTPase activity; G-protein beta/gamma-subunit complex binding; G protein-coupled receptor binding. Gene Ontology annotation, cellular component: heterotrimeric G-protein complex.